This is a messenger RNA of Octopus sinensis (East Asian common octopus), 495 nucleotides long. Its product is annotated as hydroperoxide isomerase ALOXE3-like. The transcript is spliced from 3 exons. Gene Ontology annotation, molecular function: oxidoreductase activity, acting on single donors with incorporation of molecular oxygen, incorporation of two atoms of oxygen; metal ion binding. The record is from RefSeq and is a predicted model, not a curated record. NCBI's taxonomy places the organism in Eukaryota, Metazoa, Mollusca, Cephalopoda, Octopoda, Octopodidae. Gene Ontology annotation, biological process: hepoxilin biosynthetic process; lipid oxidation; arachidonate metabolic process. Bases 3 to 455 code for a protein of 150 amino acids.
CAAUGAAAGAUGGUAAGGGUCACGUGUCUUCAAAGGAGGACUUGAAAUGGAUUGUGUCCGUAAUCAUCUUCACCUGCAGUGUGUCACAUGCUGCUGUCAAUUUCCUACAAUAUGACGAAUAUGGUCACCCUGCAAACUAUCCAUCGAUGCUGAGGACACCGCUAUUAAAAGACAAAGCACCCAGAACCGAGAAGGAUAUCGUAGAUGCCCUGCCUGAGGUAAAAACAAUUUUCGAUGUUUUAAAAGUCACAAGCGUCCUGAGCAAAAGAGGAACCAAUCCUCUGGGAAAUUUCGAUGUAAAAUAUAUCUGUCAUCAAGCGGGACGUCAAUGCGUCGCCGAGUUCCAAUCGAAUCUGAAAAGAAUUACUAAAGAAAUCAGUGAAAAAAUUGAAAACCGUGGUUGGCCUUACGACGUCUUGGAUCCCCCCUUAAUUCCUAACUCUAUCGCUGUUUGAAUGUAUGUGCCUCUGUGUGUGUGUGUGUGUGUGUGUGUGG